AUGGAUCACACGCAACUAGACAAUCCUCGGCCCGACACUGCCAGUAACUAUCCUCGCCCCGACGCUAACGCCGCCGGUAACAAUGCUUGCCCCAACGCUAACACCGCCGGUAACUAUCCUCGCCCCGACGCUAAUGCUGCCGAGACAUGGCUCAGGCUGCCGUCGGCUCAAACGAUGCAAGAAUUGGAUUCCCUUCAUGAUCUCCUCGUUUUCUCCCAUAGCCCGUUGCCAGAAUCUCAUCCCGCUGGUGGAAUUGAUACGCGUCCGCCGCCUGGAUCACAUGACCUGAGCGACAUUCUCAACGUUGCCAAUAUUCCUUGGCCGGAAUCUCAUCCCGAUCCCCGUAGCACUAUCACUAUUGACAAUGUGCAUCCGCUGCCUGAAUCUGGUUACCUUCACAACAACAACAUCCUCGAUUUGGCCAAUCGCCCACAGCUGGAAUCUCGUCCCAUUUUCACGGCCACCGAGACGCAUCCGACGCGUGUUCAAAAAAAGAGGCCAAGCGGCAAAAACCAGAUCGGAAAUUCAGCAAGAAAAAAGAAGAAAGCCUCAAGCGAUGAGACUAGUGAUCUUGCUUUUGAAAUCAUCAAUUCUGAGUGGUCCAUUGAAAACGAAAGACAAGUUGGCACUAUUGACAAUAUGCAUCCGCUGCCUGUAUCAGGUCGCCUUCCCAACAAUAAUAUUCUCGAUUUCACCAACACACCACUGCUGGAAUUUAGUCCCAUUCUCACUUCCACCAAUAUGCACCCAACGAGUGUUCGAAAACUGAGGCAAAAGCGUCAAAAAAAGCUCAAACCUUUACCGAGAAAAAAUAAGAAACCCUCCAGUGAUGACACUGCUCCUGCGUUUGAAAUAAUCAAUUCCAUGCGGCCAGUGGAAAGCGAAAUACGAGUCAUCUUUGAAGCAAUCCGAAGCUUGAAAAAAGUCAACGGAGACAGAUUCAUAGGAAGUGAACAGGAAGGCGAAUACAAGAUGCUUAAGAUAGAGGAAGAUCAAGUUUUCAAACGAAACGCAGACGUCUAUAAUCAAAUCAGAAAAGUUAGGUCGCCAGGAACCGCACAUAUCGAUUUUGACAAACAACAUAAAGCAAGAAGGUGGGGUGCCGUGAAACGAUUCAUGGAUGAAGCCAACAGUAGCAAUCUAGAAUUGUGGUCGCUCUACACUGAUCGGGUUGUCCCGCAGUUCGUACAUCUUAAAAUUCAGCUUCAAGAAAAAAUCAGGAAGAAUCACUCUGGACCAUCGGAACAAAGUUUACUGGACGACUUGGAACACACCCUGAAAAUUCUACCAGUCUAUUUGUUCUACGUAGAUAUAAUCAACACACUCAUUCCAGCCCAACAGCCGCACAAACCGUAUCAAGGGUACCCUGCCCCGAAUACAAACCAGUUGCCUUCAAACCCAAACCCCAUCCCUCAAAACCCCUAUGUGGGGUACCCUCCGGCUCAAGUAAACGGGCCUGGUCUUCAAAACUCUCCGGGAGGUGGUGCUGCCCAACCGCCUUUCAAGCGGCCACGCUACGAGGCCAAUAAUAACGGCGCAGGAUAUGGAUCCCCCUCUCAGCCCAACCCGUAUCCGCCCUCCGCACCUCAACCCAACUCUAACGCGCUCCCAUCUGCGCCAACACCGCUACGAAACAAUAACAAUCAUCAUAAUCAUAACAACAAGAUGAAUCACACUCCCACUGGUACUAUGCGAAUCGGUGCCAGUACCAACAAUACUCGUGGCGGAUUCUCUGGCAGCAGACCUCCCCGCUCUACUGGCCCGUUUGGUAACAACUCACCCAUUCGCUUAAACUUGGGCCCCGGUGGAGGAACUGGCGGCUACGAUCCUGGCUCUGCACCUCACUUCGAACCUCCCCCUGCCAUGGCCCACCCGCUGCCAUCUUUUCAUCAGUCCCCGCAGGCGUCGGGCAAUCACUAUCCCCCAACCUCAUAUAAUAACGAGGCUCACUUCCCGCCUUAUGCGGCUAACGCGGGCUACCCCUCUUCAAACAACAACGAUCCAUCGAACCCAGCCAUGGGUGGCCAUUCUCGUGGAAACAACAGCUUUCAUUCGGAUUUCAGCCCUGGCGGUCCGAGCUACAAUGGCGCCCCCCCUCAGACUCCAAACGACCCUUACCGAGGCCCAGGCGGAGGUCCAGCUAACCAUGCUCCUGGCUCUCAUCGGUCGGGCCGAGGGGGCUUCCGCGGCAACUCUGGAAACUCGAUGUCUGGCGGUCGUGGCCCCCGUGAUCGAAACGAAAUGGGUGGUGGCGAGGCGAUGAAUCCUCGCGGGAAUAGACCUUACCCAAACCAGUCUUACGGACCGUCGGGCAAGUCUGAGAGAAAUGGUCCAGGAAACCGAUCGAUUCGGGGCGGACAUGGUCAUCGCCAUGACGAUCAGGGGUCCAACUAUGGUGCAACGGGCGGUGGUACCUCUAGGCAUCAAGACCGGUCUAAUGGCCCGGCCAACCGCGGCCCGCGAAACAUCUCGAAUCUGCCCACUGCUCCUUAUCACAACAAAGGCCAUGAUCGCAGAGGUGGCGGAGGUGUGAGCAACCGUGGGGGAGGUGGAAUGGGAGACCGAAACUCCGGCAACAGACGCGGGGGUGGGAGGAUCAAUGGCCGCGAUGGCAAAUUCGACGAUCGACAGAACCCCGGUCGUCCGAGCCGAGGUGGCGGACCCGGUCCAAACUCGGGACCUGGUGGUGACAGGCUGGAUAAGCCUAAAAAAGAUGCUCGCCCCUCGGCUAGUCGCGCCAAGCUUGGCUGGGGUAUAGAGUUCAAAGAGUUCAACGACCGCGAGCAAAAGACUGAUGCUAAGCGCGCAGAAGAAACUCCAGCGCGACGUCCCUUGACCGAUUUCCGUAUCAAUGGAUUGGAAAUCCCCAUUCUUCCGUGGUUAUGGCGGGCUGAUACCUCUGCCGGUGUCGAUGUAAUGCACAUUAGCGCGGCAGCCGGCAAUCUCAUAGAAAACUCCCACUUGCCUCAGUCUAAUCCCGAGGACAAUUCCGGCAGGGCCACUGGAAAACAUGCCCGCGAUGAUGACGCAGACGAAGAUGACGAUAAGCCUGCACCAGGUGAUCACGACAAUCCGGCAGGUCCCAGUACGUCUUCCAAGAAACUCAAAUCCGACACGGUCGAAAUGGCCAAAAAGAUCUAUGAGGAUGCUGCAUCUGCAGUUACAGGCUUGGAUCUCGAGAAUGAAGAGACCAAUAGUGACCACGAGGACAACAAUCUGGAUCAAGAAAUUAACGACCAACUACUACCUGACUCUUCGAAGAAAACCCUCGAAUCGCGCGAGGCUGAUCCUACCAGCACCCCUGCUGUCACUGCUGAUGGCGAUCAAAAUCCCGAAGACCUUCCCCAAAAGGAGAGUAUUCCCCCCAUCGUCAUAGACGAUUCAGAGUCGCAGACCGCCGCCGCGGCUCAGCCUCCAUCCGCGGAUCAAGACCAAUCCUCCGAUCCCGUCCAUUCGGAUGCUCAACCCAGUAAUCCACCCGAACCCGAAAACAGUCGCCUGCGGAUCUAUUUUUCCACUAUUCUUGAUUCCGUCAGACCCCUCGUUGCCCCCGCAGGUCUCCCCAACAAACCUGUGGUGGCCUCUGGGUCCGGAAAGCGCAAUGUGUCCGGAGCCUCCGUCAAGAGUGCUGACACAAAGCUUGGUGGGUGCGCGCAAGUCUCUUCGCCCGUGGCGAACUUGAGUCCCUCCAAGAAAACCCCUAAAAAGGAAACCAGUUUGCAUCCCCCAUCCGCUGAGGCUGUUGUCAAAGAAUCACCCAAGCCUGAGAGCUCGGCUGCUCCGGUCAUUUCUACCCCCGAUAUCGUCGAAAUCCCUAAGCCUGAUAAUCCAAGUUCGACCAAAGAGGUCGUUGACUCGAAAGCUGAGGAUGUCAAACCAGUUAAAGAGGAGUCAGCCCCGACGGCAGGACCGUCUGGGGAGAAGCCCGCGGGAGAUGAGGUCGCCGAGACCAACGGCACCGACCCGGCCGCCAAUCUCGAAGCCGAGGACGAGAAGGACCGGCAAGCAGAGUAUGAGAGUCUCCCAGCCCCCGAACCUCAAAAUGAUCGGAUAUCGAUCUCGUAUGCUCACAACUCCCGUCGGAUAGUCAUAGAUGCUGACGUAGUUCAGAGUAUCAAAGUGUUCAGGAACGAACACAGGAUCGAGGUUUUGGUCAGGUUGAUGCCGGCUGUCAUCCAAGGCGGGAAAUUCGAUGGUGCAGUGGAUGUCUAUCGGAUCUGCAAGGGUGUACUGGUGGAGGCCUUCGAUCCAGAACUCAAAGAGUACGUAGUCAUUGAUCGUGGAACGCUAGAGGCCUCGUGGCGGGCGAAGGAAGCCCAAACGCACGAAGACAAUGGAGACAAGUCCCAAGACGUCGAGUCCCCACAGCCAAGCGAUGAUGAAAAUCCAGAGAUUUCCCACGAUCCUCUCCUUCCGCCUUUACAUCGAUUUUUCCUUUCGAACAUGGAUGGGCCCCUUUCCCGAAAAGCCCAGAAGUCACCGGAAGGCAAACCCGACGUUAAACACGGAUUCAAACAGGAAUCGUUUUUAAUUAUCGCUACGUUGGAUAGCGUCCACCCAUUCACUGAAGCGAAGUGGGUGAGGACUGGGGAUCUCGAUUCCUGGAUUUCCCAGAUGACGGGGAGGAUUUUCAGACCCGAAGACACAUCGGAAUACGGCUGGCGGCGUAAAAUUACGGUUGCUGAUCCUGAACCUCCUCCUACCAUCCAGCAUAUGCUCGAUACAUGGUUGACCACGUCCACGCUGGGGACGCUUGACAGUCGCCAACGUUUUAUUGACGGCCACUUUGGCAAAGACGCGGACAUGGUUAUGGAGAUUCUGCUCCGGAUCAUCCGCAUGGGCCAGGCCAACCUGAGCUUCGUGCCUAGCCCGGCGCCGGUAAUUCUCCAGCAAGCCAUAAGUCUCCAUGCGCCCUAUCCAGAGCAACAGACCCAGGUCUCGCUCGCUGUCCUCAGCCUCUACAGAAUCUCCCUCGAGACCGCCGUUGCCGCCGGCCGCCCCGUCGAUCAAAUCAUCAGAAGAGUCACCACUCUUAUCAGGGGUCUGCCCUACAGACUGGCCUUCGCCGCAAUUGAUGGCAUCUACAGGGACGAACAUGGCAUCCCGGACCCCAGCAAACCCCCCGAUCCAUCCACCUCUACCGAGCCUUGA
Messenger RNA from Puccinia triticina, 5151 nucleotides. RefSeq lists its product as uncharacterized. The transcript has 9 exons. NCBI's taxonomy places the organism in Eukaryota, Fungi, Basidiomycota, Pucciniomycetes, Pucciniales, Pucciniaceae. Bases 1 to 5151 code for a protein of 1716 amino acids. The record is from RefSeq and is a predicted model, not a curated record.